GAUAUAUUGAUCGUAAUGGUAUGGUGAUAUUAUAGCUGCCAGUUAAGAGCUACACUAUCUACCUACCAAAACCACAACUGUGUUGAGACCUCUUUCCUGCUCCUGUAAAGACGAGCACUCGCUUCAGUGGUGUGCUCUAGCCCAUUGAUACGAUGGAUAGCCACUGCGUUUACAUGCAACAGGUUGUGACAAUGGAGGAAAGGGCGGGACUAUAAAUUCGAGGAGCGGUGAGGAACAAGGGAAAGUAUCUUGGUUAUGUUGAAAGUCACAACCCAAAAUCCCGAAACGGCUUUACGCGCACAAUCUCUCAAUGCCCACGAUAUCUUACCCGUCAGCUACGGUGUCUGACGGCAACAGAACACUGCCGACGACGUAUCCAUCAUAUACUCUGGAAACAUAUCUACAGAGUCCACCGACAUCUGUACCUGUGACUGAGCGACUGAUCGCCAAUCAGAAGCCGGAGACCCUACAAUAUCGCAAGGAACAGACAAAGACGGAACUUGACUCGUGGAGUUACAAUUUUGAGAGGGCUGCAAAACCAAGAGACUAGGUUAGAGAAAUCAAAGAAGGUUGAAUAGUUAGCACGAAACUUAGAAGGAGUUCAAUGUUGUUCAAGCUGGUAUUUUGAUAUUAAACAGCACUACUUCGUACUACUAGUAGUACAGCACCUAGACAUGUUUGGUGUAAGAGCCUAAGAGGUUAAUUUAGGGACUUGUUUAGGGACUUGUUUAGGGACUUGGGAUCAUCGGAAUGGCACUAAGGAGAGAUAAAGUUAUGUUAGUGGUGCACAGACCACCAUACGUUUGUACCUCUAGACCCCACAUGCGAACAACAUUGAAGAAAGC
Hypoxylon fragiforme is the source of this 845-nucleotide messenger RNA. RefSeq lists its product as uncharacterized. The transcript has 2 exons. Bases 311 to 550 code for a protein of 79 amino acids. The record is from RefSeq and is a predicted model, not a curated record. NCBI's taxonomy places the organism in Eukaryota, Fungi, Ascomycota, Sordariomycetes, Xylariales, Hypoxylaceae.